UAGCCUAGUCGAGUCGACCGGUGUAACUAAAUCGACAUCACCGAAGAUCCAAUUUACGCCUAAACCCUCGCGCUUACUCAUCCAGAAGACACCGGGCAGACGUCCGAAUGUUGAUAACAAAGAGAACAAAAGAAGAGAGUGGGGCGAUAGCGUGAUAGUGGUGAAAAUCGUCGCGCAGUUGCCACCGCAGAGCCGAGAGCUCUGGAUGUGCUGCUAUGGAGUCGAGGGCUACGACCACGCCGUCGUCGCUGCAGCAGAAAUUCUUGAAACGACCGGACUCGCUUCAACUGGAGCUACUGCCUAUUCCUGAGAACGGGCCUUUGUCUAAGUUCAGUCAAGAUAACAACGAAUUAGUGCACGUGGGCUUUAGGGAUGUCACGUAUACUAUCAAGGAGGGCUUCUUCAAAAGAAGACCAAGAGACCUAUUACGCAAAGUGAACGGCGAAUUUUGUGCCGGCGAACUAACAGCAAUAAUGGGUCCUUCCGGUGCUGGAAAAUCAACCCUCAUGAAUAUAUUAGCAGGAUACACGACUUCAGGUGUUACUGGGAAGCUCCUCGUAAACGGAGAAGAUCGGGAUGAGAGCACCUUUAGAAAACGAUCCUGUUAUAUCAUGCAAAAUGACAAUCUCCAACCCUUGUUAACUGUUCACGAGGCCAUGACCGUGGCGGCGAACCUUAAACUUAGUGCAAAAUAUACUCACAAAGAAAAGCAAACUAGGAUUAAAGAAAUAUUGGAAUCUAUUAAUUUAUGGCAAAACCGGAAAGUGAAGACGUUUUCUUUGUCUGGUGGACAAAAGAAGCGUCUAUCAAUAGCUUUAGAACUGUUAAAAAAUCCGCAAGUUAUGUUUUUCGAUGAACCCACGAGUGGGCUUGACAGCCUUACGUCGAAGCAGUGCGUGAUGCUUCUAAAACAAAUUGCGUCAACUGGAAGGACUGUCAUUUGUACCAUUCAUCAACCCAGUGCUAUGAUUUUCGAAAUGUUUGAUCAUCUUUACGCGGUGUCGAAUGGUUACUGUAUUUAUCAGGGAGCUGUUAAAGGGCUUUUACCGUAUCUAGAACAAAGUAGUCUCAAGUGUCCACCUUAUCACAAUCCAGCGGAUUACUUAUUGGAAGUAGCCUCUGGUGACUAUGGCGACUAUACAGAAAUGCUAUCCAAAAAAUCAGAGAACGGCUUAAACAAUGAAUGGCGAAAUAAGCAAACAAAUUCCUUGCAGUUCCAGUCCAUGGAACACAUAGACAAGUUAAUGGAGAGUGGCUGUAUAACUCCCGUAAAGGCCCCACCUAUACUUUUUAAAAAAAUGACUAACGGAAUUGACGUGAAAAAAAGGUCGUGGUUUUGUUACCGCAGUCAAUAUCCAACUUCUUUUUGCAACCAAAUUUACGUAUUACUUAAGCGAACUUUUUUAUUGAUUAGUCGUGAUCGAACUUUGACGUUUUCAAGAAUUACGACGCAUUUGGGAAUUGCGUUUUUUAUAGGAACUUUGUAUUACGGAAUAGGAGAAGACGCUUCGAAUGUUCUCAAUAAUUUCAAUUUCUUGUUCUUCACUGUCAUGUUUCUCAUGUUGACGGCGUUCAACUGCGUCACAACAACGUUUCCUUCGGAAUUGCCAAUAAUCACUAGGGAACAUUUCAAUAAAUGGUAUUCACUCAAAUCGUACUACUUAGCAAUAACUUUAGCGGAUAUACCUAUACAAAUGGUAGCGACACUACUGUAUGCGGUGAUUACUUACUUUCUUACCAUGCAACCUGUCGAACCAUUUCGAAUAUUUUCUUUCCUCUUCAUGUGCAUAUUAAUAUCCUUAGUAGCCCAAAGUUUUGGUUUGUUUAUUGGGGCUAUUAUGGAUAUCAAGAAUGGUGUCAUUUUUGGACCGUUUUGUUUCCUACCGUUCACAAUAUUCUCAGGGUUUUUUGUACAACUCAACGACUCCCAUCCAUACAUGCGGUGGCUGUUCCACAUAUCAUUCUUAAAAUAUGGCCUAGAGGGAUUAGUUUUAUCCGUUUUGGGGUACGACCGUGGAAAGUUACCAUGUAAUGCCGAUUAUUGCCAUUUCGUCUAUCCAGAGAAGUUUCUGGAUCAAAUGGACAUGGAAUAUGCUCAGUAUUCGACGGCUGUGAUUUUUAUGUUAGGCCUAAUUGCCUUUAUUAGAAUUGCGGCCUAUUUUGCCUUGAGCGUACAAAUAAAAAAGCGAACGUGAACUAAGUCACUUAGGUUUAAGAGUUAUUGUUUUUGUAAAACAAAACACGUUGUAUUAAAAUUAAAACUUACUGUUUGCUCAAACUUUUCAAAGUUUGUUACGAAAAUUCUGAGCAAUAAACAUCGUGUCUACCCUUAGUCGCGUGCACAAUUAUAAUAACAUUUUUCUAAAAUCGGUGCUGUACCUAGACUUAGUCUGUUUGCUCAUUUGAACGACGUAAAGUUUUUUUUAUAUGCUAAGGAGGCAUACAGGUUGAGUGAAUUUUAUAUGUAUUUAUUAGCAGUCAGUUGUUUUGUACGUUUAAGCAAUGAACGUAUACAUUUAUACUUAGAUUAUUUAAAAAUGUGUUCAUAAUCAAAUGUGAUAAUGCCCUUAUAUAUUUGUAUGUUAAUUAAACAGAUGUGUAUUUAGUGGGUUUACUUGAUUUAAAGAGGACUAGUCUUAGUUGUUUGUUUAGUGUCAAAGAUGUCGAAGUAACAACAUUCCAUAUCGUUAGCAAUCGAUUCGUUGCUGAUAUUAUUUUAGUAUCAGUUUGCCGACUAUUACCAUAGAAUAGGGUUACUAACACACAAGCUGUUUAUUAAAGCUUUAAUAUGUUCUCCCCCAAUACUUGUACAAAUUUUACAGAGCAGAUGGACAAGAUUUAUUUUUUUUAGUUGUCAAGUUAAAUGUAAAAUACGUACGUAUUAUACAAAUAUUGUUA
Messenger RNA from Zophobas morio, 2898 nucleotides. Its product is annotated as ATP-binding cassette subfamily G member 4-like. Gene Ontology annotation, biological process: transmembrane transport. The transcript is spliced from 9 exons. Gene Ontology annotation, cellular component: membrane. The record is from RefSeq and is a predicted model, not a curated record. Lineage: Eukaryota; Metazoa; Arthropoda; Insecta; Coleoptera; Tenebrionidae. The coding region runs from base 216 to 2195 and encodes 659 amino acids. Gene Ontology annotation, molecular function: ATP binding; ATP hydrolysis activity; ABC-type transporter activity.